Seminavis robusta is the source of this 3817-nucleotide messenger RNA. NCBI's taxonomy places the organism in Eukaryota, Bacillariophyta, Bacillariophyceae, Naviculales, Naviculaceae. The record is from the annotation of a GenBank genome assembly.
UGGAAAGAGAGGGGUCCAUUUUGUGUUCCCGAAUUUUAAAAGCCAACCGUGCACAACGGUGCCACCACAGGAGACCAUGAUGAGAUCGGUCGGGUACUCUAGCUACUCUCCCUCGUUGGGCUUGAUGGCAACAGCAGCUACUCUUCUUGUUGUGGUCCGAAAAGUUCUGUUGUCCAAACGAGAUCAGGCGGAUGCUGUUAGUAUUCCUCGUGGAACAGAAGAUCCCAAUGAUACAAACAGUAGUAGUAAUGACGACGACGACUAUUACGAUGUGAUUGUGGUAGGAGCGGGACCUGCUGGUUCUACGGCCAGUUACUAUCUGGGCCAUGCAGGGGAAAACUUGAAAAUUCUCUUGUUGGAACGAAAGACAUUUCCCCGCGUCAAAUACUGCGGCGACGCAUGGUGCCAUCAGGCACUCGACAUUCUCGACGACAUGGAAUAUCAUGAAGACAAUAAGACGAAAAGUGUCUUGCAACACUUGGAAGACGAACAAUUGUGUCGACCGGUGCAACGGGGUGGCUUUGUAUCUCCGCGUGGAUACGAAUGCAUCAACACCGAAGGAGCGUCUUAUGGAUCUGUCGCCAAGGUCAAAACGUACGCCAUGAAACGCGUCAUUGUCGAUGAAAUCAUGGCCCGGGCGGCGGCGCAACAACCGGGAGUUACAUUGCGAGAAAACUCCAAUGUCAUCGUGUCGGAAGUAUCCUUUUCGUCUGAUACCAAGUGUUGGCAGGUUCCUACAACAACAAACACAAACAGCAAAGAGACCAAAACGAAAGUCUACAAGGGACGUGUGUUGGUAGCUGCGGAUGGUGCUACUUCCUAUUUGGCGAGACAGCUGGGAUUGGUCGCCACGGAUGCCGAUGCCGUUUGUUCCCAUCGAUAUGUCGUGGGGCAUACCCACAAUUUUACCGCCGAUGGAGUCAUGUUUUUCAACCGAGCCGUCUUGCCCGGAUAUUCGGCGCUCUUUAAACACUCCAAUGACGACGUUUAUCUAGGCACCUAUAUAUUGCCCGGUGGCAAAGCCACCUCCCGAUGCAUUGCCGGAUUUGAGCAAGAUUUGGUGAAUCGACAUCCGUACGUCCAAGGGGCAUUACUUGGCGGUAGCAACAGCUAUGAAUCAACCCAGUGGCGCACGGAUUUGUCGCAAGGCGAAAAUGGCAAACUAAAGGUCGCACCCAUUCGAUGUGGAGGAGAAGCCCAGACAUACGGGGAUCAUUUAGUGGUUAUUGGCGAUGCGGCCGGACAAACCGAUCCCAUGACGGGGGAAGGCAUUCAUACCGCCAUGGUGGCAGCGAAACUGGCGGCCCAAACGAUUGUCGAAAUGUUUGCGGCACACAAUUUCUCUUCCACGGCCAGCCAAGUCUAUCAGCAACGAUGGAAGAACGCGUUUGGGGACGACUUUCAUCUUUCCGCUAUUGGAGCGAGACUGAUUACCAAGUUUCCCAUUGUGUUGGAUGCGGCUUGUGCCUACGGACAAGCGAGUGGACAAGCCUUUUUGGAUGAAUUCGGAUUGAUCAUGACCGGUGUCAAACCAAAAUCAGACUUUUUGCAAGUCAAGUUGGCAGUCCCAAUCACAUUCUAUUUGCUGCGAGAGAUCGUUCUGCAGUAUAUCCUGCGACAACCACCGCUGGUCCCACAAGAUAUUGGAACAGCAUUGGUGGAAAAGUACUGUCACUCCAACAACAACAAGCAAAGCGAAUAGAUGAUGAGCCGGUGCUCAGUCAGGAUUCUUUCCCCCCAGCCGGACUCGGUAUGCUCUGACGAGCAGCAGUCUAUCUAUUCCUGCCUCGCGAGACCUGUGAGAAGAGCUUUGUGGACACAAAAACAUUAUCGGAUUCGAUUCGCCCACAGCAACAGCCAAAGCAGUCGACUUAUACUUGGAUGCCAAGAAGUGGAUCUUUCCUUAAGUUGGGCGUGUUGCGUGAAAAAGCCCCUCCGAUAAUAGCUUCGUGGAUGAACUUGGACUCCACUGAGCCGAGUCACUACCGAUGUAUUCCGAGUGCUCGAAAACUCGAAAACUCAGUAAUGGCCUUCGGGGGCGAGGCGCUGUUGUGUUAUUAGUAGUGUCAAAUAGCCAUUGAGAUGUCCCGUUCUUUUUAGAAAACUUCGCUUGCAACUUACAACUGGGUGCUGUGAUGGCAUACACUGUAUCACAGGGUCCUUUUCACCUCAAGGAGGACUCAAGUUCUAUGCAUCCCAAUACGACGAAGAGGUCAAAGAUGCUAUGGUGAUCCACUGAGACGCGCACCAUGCACUCAUGCAAUGUAGGACGUCAAAAAAAGUCACGGAAACAAAUCCGUGAUAUCGGAACCUGCAAACCUUCCAAAGGGAGUGACUCAGUCAAGUCGGCUCUGUGCAGCCGUGUUGCCAUCAGGAUGGGGUGUCAGUGGACUUGGCCGAAACUAUCUAGACGUAAUAUGCAACUGCCAUGCAGGUCCAGUAUGCCAUAGCUGCAACGAUCUUAGCAAGCAGAAAUUGCCUGUUUGUGCAUUAGCUAAGUGAAAGUCUUCUGUCUAAAAGUUUGCGAUAGGGCCGCUUAAUUGGCAAGGCAAACCCCAGUGUUGUCGCAACAACUGGUGCAGCAAUCGUCAUCACACCCAAUUGUGGGAACUCCAGUUCCGGGAUUUGGCAAGCAGUCAGUCACAACCACAGAAGAGCCUCCAUAAUUCUCAUGAAAAGCAACAGAAUGACAUCCAGAUACAGGAACGGUGCCUGUUAGCUGAUUCCCAUUCACUACUAGUUGAUUCAGCUCAGUCAAUGCCCCAAGCUCACUGGGAAUCGUGCCAUGGAAGUUGUUGUUGGCCACAUGCAGCCACCAGAGAUCUGUGAAAAGACCAAGUGAUGAAAUGAUGGUCCAAGAAAAGUUGCAAUCAUUCAGGGGCAAAACAUGGAGUUUUGUGAGUCCAGCAUACAAUUCUUCUGGGACUGCCCCUUCCAUAUUGGAGUAGGAAACAUAGAAGUCGCGCAAUUGGGUUGCCAGGCCAAUCUCUGAGGGUAGUGUGAUCCACAAGAAAAUUUUGCAGGUGCGGCAGCACUCCAAUUUCACUUGGCAGGGUGCCACUAAGCUUUAGGAGAAGCAAGGGGUGAAGCAUGAGGCCAAACUUCAGAUUCUUCAUGGUUUGGGCUGCUUGUGCAACAGGAGAGGAGGCUAACAACUCACAUCAUUUUGAGCAAAAUCUAGAAUCUCAAAAGAACCCACGUGGAAAAAUUCCAGUGAAUUGUUGCGUAGACGAAGUCUCUUCAAGGGGGAAAUCCCCACUUCAGAGGGGAUUGUCCCAGUCAGUCUGUUUGAAAAGAGUUGAAGAGUGGUGAGUUUUGCAUUCUCUUCACUGAGAUACUUGAACCAGCUUGUGGGGAUGGGUCCUGAAAGUUGGUUGUUGCCCAACAUGAGCCGUUCUAGUGAAAAAGAGAGCAGCUAGCAUUCCACUCAGCAUGUUGUCCUGCAAAUAUAGCUGUUUCAGGCCUGGCAAUAGUGUCAUCUCCCAUGGGAGGGGGCCAUUGAGCUGAUUCCACCCUGAAGGGCACAUUCCUAUGUGUAAGAAAUCAAUGACACAAUCCAAAUGUUUGGCGUACAAGACUCACGAAUUUGUAGCCCAGCAACUGUAUUCUCUUUUGACUGUGCAGUCUCACAGAUCACUCCAGCCCACUGGCAUUCACGGCUGGCAGAGAGCCACUGAUCACCCCAUAUGUUUGAUGUUGUUUCCCCUGUGAUAGUAUCAGGUUCAUAGCAGAAAUUAACUGAUACACUUCCUGGGGGCGUUGCUGGUGGAUUGCACUCCUUCCAUGGUUGAUGCCUUGUGGUUUGGAAGUAGAAGAG